AUGUUAUUGAAAUCUACUUCUGCUAGUGAAAUUUCAGUGUACCAGGUUAGUGGUACCAAUAUUGCAAGGUCCUUGCCAGAUUGGAUAGCAAAGAAGCGUAAAAGAUCAUUGAAAAAUGACUUAGAAUAUCAGAAUAGAGUUGAGUUGAUCCAGGAUUUUGAAUUUAGUGAAGCUUCUAACAAAAUUAAAGUCUCUCCAGAUGGGAACUAUGCUAUGGCUACUGGUACAUAUAAACCCCAAAUACAUGUCUAUGACUUUAGUAAUUUGUCUAUGAAGUUCGAGAGACACACCGAUGCAGAGAACGUUGAUUUCUGUAUUCUUUCAGAUGACUGGACUAAAAGUGUUCACUUGCAAAAUGAUAGAACCAUUCAGUUUCAAAACAAAGGUGGGAUCCAUUACACAACCCGUAUACCAAAGUUUGGUAGAUCGUUGGCAUAUAAUAGGGUAAACUGCGACCUGUACGUUGGUUCAUCGUCGAAUGAGCUUUAUAGAUUAAAUUUGGAACAGGGUAGAUUUUUAAAUCCAUUCAAGUUGGACACAGAAGGUGUGAACCAUGUUUCAUUAAACGAUGUUAACGGUCUUUUAGCAGCCUCUAUGGAAACGAAUAUUGUUGAAUUUUGGGAUCCUAGGAGUAGGUCCAGGGUGGCUAAACUGCAGCUAGAAAACGACUUGGAUUCAAGUCCAUUCCAAGUUACUUGCUCUAGUUUCAAGAACGAUGGAUUGAAUUUUGCAUGUGGUACCUCCAAUGGUUACUCGUAUAUUUAUGACUUAAGAACGUCAGAACCAAGCAUAGUGAAAGAUCAAGGUUAUGGAUUUGCGGUUAAUAAGAUUAUAUGGCUUGACUCUGUUGAAGAUUCUAACAAAAUUCUAACUUGUGAUAAGAGAAUCGCCAAAAUAUGGAACAAAAAUGAUGGUAAAGCGUACGCUUCCAUGGAACCAAGCGUUGAUAUAAAUGAUAUUGAACACAUUCCAGGCACUGGUAUGUUCUUCACUGCCAACGAGGGUAUUCCUAUGCAUACAUAUUAUAUUCCAAACUUGGGACCUGCCCCAAGAUGGUGUUCGUUCUUGGACUCGAUUACGGAAGAAUUGGAAGAGAAACCAAGCGACUCUGUUUACUCGAAUUACAGAUUUAUUACGAAGGCGGAUGUGCAAAAAUUGAACAUCCAGCACUUGAUUGGCUCCAAGGUAUUAAGAGCUUAUAUGCAUGGUUUCUUUAUCAAUUCAGAACUAUAUGACAAGGUGGCAUUGAUUGCUAAUCCAAACUCUUACCGUGAUGAAAGAGAAAGAGAAAUCAGACGUCGGAUCGAAAAAGAAAGAGAGUCGAGAAUCAGAAGUACUGGCGCUGUUACUAAGGCUAAGGUUAAGGUUAACAAGGUGUUGGUUGAUAAGUUAAGCGAAAAGCGUGGUGGAAAGGUCGCCGAAAAGGUGUUGGAGGACGACCGUUUCAAGGAGAUGUUCGAAAACGACGCUUUCCAAGUUGACGAGGAUGAUUAUGAUUACAAGCAAUUGAACCCAGUGAAAUCUGCUAGAGAAACUACCGAAGGUGCUGCUAAGCGUAUCAGAGCAUUGACGGCAGCCGAAGAAUCCGAUGAAGAAAGGAUAGCAUUAAAAGAGGGCAAGUCCAACUACUCUGAUGAGUCUGAUUCCGAGUCUGACAGUGACUCUGAUUCUGAGGUAAAUAAUAAGGAAAGAAAACAAGAAUUGACGGAAAAGGAGAAGAAGUUAAUCGCUAAACAGGUUGCUGCUGUCAAGCGUAGAAGAGAACAGAAAGAGCGUGAAGAAAAGUUCAUGAACGAAUUGACCGUUGGCCAAGUCGAAUCUCACCAAGAAGAUACCGUUAAUAUGACAUUCGACAAGAAGGUCAAGCAACUAAAUAAAGAACUUGCCAAGAAAUCUAAUGAUGCCAUUGUUCACAAAAAUCAUCGUGGUGAGGCAGAAUUGACCUUCGUUCCAAAGAAGGUUCCAAAGAAGAAGAAGCAAGUAAGGUACGAAGAUAAUAGUGAUGAUGACAGCGACGAGAGCAGUAAACCAGAUAACGGAAGGACAAAGCCUAGGUUCGACGGCAGAAGAAGAGCUUCUAAGAACGUAUUCCGUGGUAUGUAA
This is a messenger RNA of Kluyveromyces marxianus DMKU3-1042, 2103 nucleotides long. It is a transcript of the gene ENP2, whose product is annotated as ribosome biosynthesis protein ENP2. The coding region runs from base 1 to 2103 and encodes 700 amino acids. Gene Ontology annotation, biological process: maturation of SSU-rRNA from tricistronic rRNA transcript (SSU-rRNA, 5.8S rRNA, LSU-rRNA). The record is from RefSeq and is a predicted model, not a curated record. Gene Ontology annotation, cellular component: small-subunit processome; nucleolus; 90S preribosome. Lineage: Eukaryota; Fungi; Ascomycota; Saccharomycetes; Saccharomycetales; Saccharomycetaceae. Gene Ontology annotation, molecular function: protein binding. The transcript has a single exon.